Alternaria postmessia is the source of this 1035-nucleotide messenger RNA. RefSeq lists its product as uncharacterized. Bases 1 to 1035 code for a protein of 344 amino acids. The record is from RefSeq and is a predicted model, not a curated record. Lineage: Eukaryota; Fungi; Ascomycota; Dothideomycetes; Pleosporales; Pleosporaceae. The transcript has 2 exons.
AUGAAGUCAUCAGAUCCCGCCCGACCCAGCAGCCGUCGCGCCGCCUCAGGUGCAUGGAACCGCUUGAAACCAGUUCGCGAAGAUGUUCUAGAGACAUAUGGGCUGCCUUCCAAGGGAGAGACGCGGCUCAAUGACUUCAAAACGCAAGAAGUCUACUUCAACCGCAUCAUAGAGCGCUACAUGAAGCUCUGCGCCCUCAACCGCGAUGAACUAGACCGUCUCUUCGUCUCAGUCAGCGUCCCCCAGUCCACUUCCACAGAUACGAAGUCAGCCUCGACCGCAAACUCCAAACUCACAUCGUCCUUCUCCUCGCUUUCCCUCUCUAAACACGCGCCCCCAGAGCACCAAUAUGCCAGCCGCCCGCCCCUCGCCUCCACCUCUACAAACACAUCUACGACACACCAGCACCACCCGAUCCCCCAGAAAGCCUUCACGCUCUCCAUAAACGAACUAGCCACAGUGCUCGCCUCCCUGCGCAAACUCCGCGAAGCAAUAACAGCCUCGAACCGCAGCGACGCCUUCGCCCUGCGCGCAUACACCUUCGCGAUCCACGUCAGCAUCCUCUGCCACGACUGGGCCUCGUACCUCCCCUCUCUCCUCUCCCUGCUCAACACAAUACACCCACGGAAUCCCUUGUCACCCUCUACCUUGCACGAAUUCGUCGGGCUGUUGAUCCUCGAUCAAGCGUGUCGGCAAUCCGAUUUUGCGGGCGCAAGAGCGACGAAGUUGGCAUAUGGGUACAAGGACUGGAGGGUGGAGAAGGUGCUGAAGUGUCUUGUCGCAGAUGAUUACGUGGGAUUCUGGCGGGUAAGGAAGAGUGUGGAUGGGUAUCAGAGGAGUGUUAUGGAGUGGGCUGAUGGCGGGGUGAGGGUGCAUGCGCUCAAGUGUCUGGGCAAAGCGUAUUUGAGUGCGGACAAGGGCUUUGUGGAGAGGGUCACGGAGAGGAGGUGGGAGGAGUUGGUCAGUGAGGGGGUGGGCUGGGAGUUAAGUGCUGAUGGGGAGAAGGUGUUGAUUAAAAAGCCAAAGGGGACGUGA